Molecule: messenger RNA, 1046 nt
Organism: Telopea speciosissima
Lineage: Eukaryota; Viridiplantae; Streptophyta; Magnoliopsida; Proteales; Proteaceae
Product: biotin carboxyl carrier protein of acetyl-CoA carboxylase 1, chloroplastic
Exons: 7
Coding region: 159-1022 (287 amino acids)
Biological process (GO): fatty acid biosynthetic process
Cellular component (GO): acetyl-CoA carboxylase complex
Molecular function (GO): acetyl-CoA carboxylase activity
Source: RefSeq, a predicted model, not a curated record
UUCAUUUUGGAAUCUUCUCUUUCAUCUUCUCAUUCUUCGCUCCUCUUCCCUUUGGAUCAUCGAUGUGACGGACGUCUGUCUUCCGUCUCUUCUUCGUCAAAACUAUCCCCUCGAGUCAGAAUUCUCUCUCUGAUUCAAUUUCUUUCCAUCCCGGAGUAAUGGCGUCGUCGCUUCCAGCUGCCUCUGCAACAGCAGCAGCUUCUGCAUCCAAAACGAUGACUUCAACCUCCUGUUUGCCCUUUGACCAACGCCAUUGCUGCUACUCGAGGGUCUCAUUUAACCUCUCUUCGAAUCCCAAGCUCGGAUUUUCCACCAAGGUUCAACGAUAUACUAGGACUCAUUCCAGGGUGGUGGUCAAGGCCCAGUCAAAUGAGGUUUCUGUCGAUGGAUCAUCAAAUGCUGCAGAGAGUCCUACAACCAAAUCAGAUGUACCGGCAUCAGAGGAAAAGAAUGCUAAGCCAGUGAAGGAGCCUUCUCAUGCAGCUUUGGCCACAGAGGAGUCACUCUCUGAGUUUAUAAAUCAAGUUUCAAACCUUGUGAAGUUAGUUGACUCUAGGAAUAUUGUGGAGCUGCAGAUGAAGCAACUUGACUGUGAAUUAAUUAUCCGUAAGAAGGAGGCCUUGCCUCAGCCACCAUCUCCUGCUCCUAUAGUCAUGAUGCAUCCUUCCUCUCCAUCACCAGCCAUGCCAUCAGCUUUCUCUCCUUCACCACCUGCACCUGCCCCUACUCCUUCAACCUUGACCCCUCCACCUUCUCCACCUCCAGCUAAGGCAGCCAAGUCAUCACUUCCUCCCCUUAAAUGCCCCAUGGCUGGGACUUUCUACAGGAGCCCGGCACCUAGUGAACCUCCAUUUGUGAAGGUUGGAGACAAAGUUCAAAAAGGGCAGGUCUUGUGCAUCAUUGAAGCCAUGAAAUUGAUGAAUGAAAUUGAAGCUGAUCAAUCGGGAACAAUAGUUGAGAUCCUUGCUGAAGAUGGCAAGCCUGUUAGUGUAGACAUGCCACUAUUUGUGAUCCAACCAUAGAAGUUCCAGCUGCCCAUGUAAGAA